CAGCGCCGUGCACACGCUCAGACUGGGCAGAACCCUGCCCUUCAGACAUUCUUAUUCUGCCUCGCUCGACUUACUCAGUUCCCGGUACAACUAGUCUUCUGCUAUGAUGGCAACCAGCGGCCUGAUGUCAAACGAGGGCAUAAGGUAUCUUCUAGGGAACACUGGAUGGUCAAGCCGACUCAACGCAUCUUGGAUGUCUUCAAUACUGCAAUGGAUUAUGGUGUGUCUUCUUUACCUUCGCUGCAGGAGAAGCUGAGGCUCAACUUUGCAUUGAUGAAUAGGGCCGGUGUCAUUGAUGCUGUACUGACAGACGACAGUGAUACCUUCGUAUUUGGUGCGAAGACUGUCCUUCGAAACUCAACACUUUCGAUGGACACGAUCAAGAUGUAUACUGCCGGCGCCAUUCAGGAACGAAUUGACCGUUGUCUCACUGGUGAUGCUUUCAUUACCAUGGCCAUCUGCUGCUGCGGUGAUUAUGAUAAGAGUGGUCUUCUGGGCUGCAGGUGCGAGACAGCACUUGGUUUGGUCCGCUGCAUGGACAACAGUAUGUUGCGUAGUGCCAUAUGCAGCAACAACCAAGGCUGGAGUCUCAAAGAGUGGCGAAACAUUGCUCAAUGUCACCUUUUGAGUGAUCCCACUGGGAAGAUGGGCCGAUCGCAUCCAGCGCUUGCUCGCUCGCUCCCUGAAUCAUUCCCCAGUGCGGACACCAUCAAUUCGUAUGCGCACCCUGCAGUCACCUCACUCGCCGAGGUACCCAAACUGCAGCUGCCAGCCCCUCCUGACCUUGCCCAGCUUGCAUGUGUGAUCCAGCAGUUCCUAGGCUGGGACUCGAAGAAGCUUCUUAGUGCCUUCCACACCACUAUCUGGCCCGUUGUCAUCCUACAUGAACUCCUGGAGGAUCUUGCCAACAAUUCACCCAGGAGCAAUGAGGUACGUGAUUGCUUUAUAUUCUAA
Messenger RNA from Suillus bovinus, 954 nucleotides. RefSeq lists its product as uncharacterized. The transcript is spliced from 4 exons. The record is from RefSeq and is a predicted model, not a curated record. The annotation marks the transcript as partial. Gene Ontology annotation, molecular function: 5'-flap endonuclease activity. NCBI's taxonomy places the organism in Eukaryota, Fungi, Basidiomycota, Agaricomycetes, Boletales, Suillaceae.